This is a messenger RNA of Echinostoma caproni, 348 nucleotides long. The record is from the annotation of a GenBank genome assembly. NCBI's taxonomy places the organism in Eukaryota, Metazoa, Platyhelminthes, Trematoda, Plagiorchiida, Echinostomatidae.
AUGAAAUCUGGUUUAUGCAACGGACCGACCAAAGUGGAUGUGGGCAUGCACGAUGAGGUGAUUGCCGUGCGGGAUCGUUUACGUAAAGGUUUACAGAAAUGGUUCACCAGCCUUCGUACUCGUCAAGCGUUGUUGGAUGAGCGUCUGGCUCGUUUGCAAGUCACACGACCCGAGACCGUUCGAAAUGCAUCGUCCGAGUUACAGGCUAUUUUUAGUCCUGGUGGGGAAGACACGGAAACCGAGUUACGACAGGUUUCCUGUUUGAUUAAGCAAGAAACUGCAGAGAUCAAAGAGUUGGUCGACUCUAUCAAACUCCUGAAUGCCAGAUCCACUUCCCUAUCGGUUUGA